AUGAGACUUUCAUUGUUCUCGGGCAUUGCCCUUUCAGCACUAUGUGCGACUGCUUUUCCCACGAGUGUUAUCAACUCGGACCUGUCCAACGAAGAUUUGGCCAGGAUCAACGACCUGGCCGCUAAAAUCUCCGCGGAUGUCAAAGCGAAGCGUGUUGCGGGUAUCGAUGCCAUCAAGCCGGGCUUCGAUGCAGAUGCACAGCGGAUAGACACCACCGGCGAUCACGCGUGGAUCGCACCAGGCCCCGGGGACAUCCGAGGGUCGUGCCCUGGUCUAAACACACUUGCAAACCAUGGCUACAUGGCACGUAAUGGUGUCGGAACCGUGUUGGACAUCAUAAAUGGGUCCGUCGAAUUGUUUGGCAUGGGUGUCGACCUGGCGACUUUCCUGACAGUAUACUCUGCCGUCAUGGCGGGAGACCUCGCAACAGUCUCGAUUGGUGGCAAGCCCCCAAGCAGUGCAUUGCUUGGUGUUGGUGGCCUUCUUGGUCAGCCUCAAGGCCUUAGCAACUCUCACAAUAGAUUCGAGUCUGAUGUAUCACCCACUCGAGCUGAUCUUUACAUCACUGGUGACCCCGUCUCCUUGAACAUGAGCCAGUUCGAGACCCUAUACAACAUGCCACAGGGCCCUAAUGGAUAUGAUCUCACAGUGAUGCACCCAUUCCGAGGUCUUCGCUUCCAAAACUCUGUCAACACCAACCCCUAUUUCUUCAAUGGCCCCUUUACUGGUCUGGCUGUCCAGACCGCGACUUACGUCUUCACGUACCGCUUCUUUGCCAACCAUUCUGCCGAAUAUCCCGAGGGCUUCCUCGAUAGUGAAACCCUCAAGUCAUUUGAGUCUGUCGUCGGCGAGCCUGGCUCCUUCCAAUGGAUCCCCGGACACGAGCGCGUCCCUGACAACUGGUACCGCCGCGCCAUUGGCGACGAGUUUGGCCUCGCCGCCUUCACCCUCGACGCCAUGGAUGCUCUGCGACACCUGCCCAACCUGCUCGUGCUCGGCGGCAACACGGGCAAGCCCAACACCUUUACCGGCGUCAACGUCACGAGCCUCACCAGCGGCGUCUUCAACGCCGAGACCCUCCUCGAGGGCAACAAUGCCAUGUGCCUCGCCUUCCAGACCGUCAGCAUGGCGUCGCCCGACAUUCUCCGUGGUCUCGUCGGCAAUGUGGCCAAGGCCGUGCAGACGCUGGCUGGCCCGCUCAAUGCUGUCAUCUCGGCUCUGGGAUGCCCGCAGUUGCAAAAGUAUGACUCUUCCUUGUUCAACCAAUACCCUGGCUCGAAGGGAGCCUUUAGCUAG
Pestalotiopsis fici W106-1 is the source of this 1296-nucleotide messenger RNA. RefSeq lists its product as uncharacterized. Gene Ontology annotation, molecular function: peroxidase activity. The transcript is spliced from 5 exons. NCBI's taxonomy places the organism in Eukaryota, Fungi, Ascomycota, Sordariomycetes, Amphisphaeriales, Sporocadaceae. The coding region runs from base 1 to 1296 and encodes 431 amino acids. The record is from RefSeq and is a predicted model, not a curated record.